CAAGAUGGUAUCAACUUCAAGUUUUAACCUGCUGCUGCUUUAUACAACUAGUUCCGAACAAAGAGCAGAUCAGAAGAAGCGGUCGACACAGAAGAAAGAUGGAAAGACAAGAGCAGGGUGUGAAAUCAAGGGUUGUUAAAGUUGAAUCGUCGGAGUCAUGGGACCUUCUUGUAACUGAAGCCACCAAUAAAGGCUGCCCUGUUGUGGUGCAUUUUACUGCUGCUUGGUGUAUUCCCUCAGUUGCAAUGAAAUCGUUUUUGGAAGAACUGGCAAUGGGUUACCAAGAUGUUCUGUUUCUCGUGGUUGAUGUUGAUGAGGUCAAGGAGGUGGCAACCAAACUGGACAUAAAGGCCAUGCCAACAUUUGUGCUGAUGAAGGAGGGAACCCCAGUAGAUAAGCUUGUGGGUGCAAAUCCAGAAGAGAUAAGGAAAAGGAUUGGUGGUUUUGUUGAGUCCAUCCGUUCAUACAAGGCUUAGUUGUUGGAAGUAUGAAGCAUGUAUAGAGAGAUAUAAGUGCUUUACUUGUGGAUAGUUUAAAAUACAACAAUUUCAUUUGGGUAUGUUUUCGUUUGAGGGUUAUGAUUGUCAUGUUGGUUGGUUGAUACAUAUAUGCUCUAUCAAUGUAAAUGCCUUUCUCCAUCCUCAGAUGCUAUCCGAGUUUUGAGUUGGUGUUUGUCAACCUUUCUACUGGUUUAUAAUGGAGUACUUUGUGAAGGAAA
This is a messenger RNA of Nelumbo nucifera (sacred lotus), 718 nucleotides long. Its product is annotated as thioredoxin-like protein CXXS1. The record is from RefSeq and is a predicted model, not a curated record. Lineage: Eukaryota; Viridiplantae; Streptophyta; Magnoliopsida; Proteales; Nelumbonaceae.